UCUCUCUUUCUGCAUAGCAUUUCAGUGUGACAGAGCCUGUGUGUGUGAGAGAGAGAAGAAUGGAGAAGUCCAGAAAAAAAUUUGCUGAUACCAUAGAUCAGGCAAUGGUUGCUGCUAAGACAAUGGAUCGCGACAAGCUGCUUUUUUCUUACAAGGGGAUUCUCUACCCUGCUACUUUUUGCAGUCCUGAAGUAUUCAGAGCCAUGGAGUCCCUUGAAGCCAGAAGUGAUGAUAUCAUUUUGGCAGGAUACCCUAAAUCUGGCACAAACUGGGUGGGUCAAAUCUUAAAUGAUCUGGUGGCCAUAUUUGAAAAGAAAACACAGAAUAAAGAAAGCAGCAUGAAUGAUGAAGAACUAGAAGAAUUCCCCUACCUGGAAAUUGGAGAUACUGGGAAGUUUGAGCGAAUGAACAAAUUACCUUCUCGAAGAGUUAUCUUUACUCAUCUCCUUCCUGAAAAUCUUCCCACGUCUAUCUUAAAAAAUAAAGCCAAGAUAUUGUUGCUGAUUCGCAAUCCAAAAGAUGUAGCUACAUCUUUUUACCAUUUCUCCAAUGCCAUGUCUCCUCUUCCCUCCUACGACACCUGGGAUGAUUUCUUUGUAGCUUUCAUGACGAAGAAAAUGCCCUGGGGAUGCUACUUUGAAUACAUUUCCAAAUGGAACAAAUAUGCUGAUGACGAAAAUGUUAUGACAAUAACUUAUGAAGAGCUAAAAGAGAAUCCGGUCCUGAGUGUGAAAAACAUAGCUGCUUUCUUUGGGUUUUCCCUGACUGAAAAAGAGCUUCAGACUGUGGUAGAGAGAAGCAGCUUCCAGUCAAUGAAGAAGAACUCGCAGAAGACCCACGGGGCGUUUGGCAAUCUUCUCUUUCGCAAAGGUGCUGUAAGUGACUGGAAGAAUCUUUUCAGUGAAGAUCAGAAUGAGAAAAUGGACAAAGCAUUUGAAGAACAUAUAGGAAGAACUAAACUGGGAAGAAAGUUAAAGUAUGAAGUGUACUGUAAAGCCUGA
Molecule: messenger RNA, 1001 nt
Organism: Haliaeetus leucocephalus (bald eagle)
Lineage: Eukaryota; Metazoa; Chordata; Aves; Accipitriformes; Accipitridae
Product: sulfotransferase 6B1-like
Exons: 7
Coding region: 60-1001 (313 amino acids)
Biological process (GO): sulfation
Cellular component (GO): cytoplasm
Molecular function (GO): sulfotransferase activity
Source: RefSeq, a predicted model, not a curated record